UUCCGACCACAGCAUCUUUUCCAUCUUUGUGAGUAUUUUUUUGUUUUUUUUUUAAUUUAAUUUGUGUAGCAUGCCAUAUUUGUUAGAUGGAAAUUGUUUAGUUUGAUUAGUAUAAUUUAGUUGUUGAUGAUUAAAAAUUUAGGAUAUUGUGAUGUUGAUUUUGUAUUAAUUGGAAGGUUAGUAUAAUUGGAAGGUGAUUAGUAUAAUUCAAAGGUUAUUAGCAUAUUGUUUAGUUGUUUGAUUAGUAUAAAUUAGUUGUUGGUUGGUUAAAAAUGAAUUUGAGCAUUUUGUGAUGGUUGAUUUUGCAUGAAUUGUUGUGUUUAUGUUGUAAAUACUACUAGUAUAGGUGAAAAAUAGUGUUGAUAUUGUUUGAAUAUGUAGAAUAAGAAUAACUUAAUUAAACAUUAUGUUUUUUGUAUGUAGAAUAUGGAACAACCUAAAUAUCCUCUAUACCUUUAUUGGAAUGGUGAAUUAUCUCAAAAUGAUGUUGAUAUUGUGUAUAGAGGUGGAAGGAAAAAGUUUUUGUUCAUCAAUUCCGGUAUGAUGUUUCAAGAGAUUCUGAAUAGGGUAUAUGACGUUGUUGGAUGUGAUCGUAUGUAUGUGGAACUGAAAUUGUUUAUGAGAUAUCCGAUGCCGGGAAAAUAUGUGCCAAUUGCACUAGAGGAUGACGAGUCACUGAGUGCUAUGUGGCUUUCAGUGACACAAACGUCAGCCAUGGCAAUGGAGGUGUACAUUGAACAAGUUCCCAAAGAGAUAAAUGUGCAAAGUAAUGUGGGUUAUGUACCUUCAAUGGACUUUAGGGAUAGCAUGGAGGUACCGACAUCAGCUCCUAAUAUGCAAUUUGAAUCAUUUACUAGCAUGUUGUCAGACCCACAUUAUGUAAAUCAGCACAUGAAUGAGUUUAUUUCUCCUGCUUCGUCUCCCCACAUACCAUCCACAUUCCAUCUUGACACUCUACAUCAAAAUGAUGUUGAUUUUUUGGGAAACGAGGAGGAGCAUGUGGAUUCUGAUAGGGAUGAGGAUGAUGAUGCAAGAGAAUUAGCUGACAAGGCAAUAAAGGCUGGUGUUCCUUCACAAGAUUGGCUUAGAGUUGACGAAGUUGAUCAAAGGUUAAUAGAUUCAUGGAUGACUUGGAAUGUCACUGGUUCAUUAACUGUGGCUUCUGAAUUUGAGAUAGGACAAGAGUUCGCCUCAUUGCAGCAAUUAAAGAAUUUUGUGAAAGCAUGGUCGAUCUCUAGAAACCAGAUGUUUCGGGUGUUAGAGUCAGAGCCCACAAAGUAUGUCAUUGAAUGUGCUAGAAAGGAAGUGUGUCACUGUCCAUGGAGGUUGCGUGCAAUCAUGACUAAGUCGUUCUCAUUCAAAAUUGUACGAUAUGUUGGUCCACAUGCAAGCAAUUGUUUAGGAGACAUAACAUGUGGAGACCAUCCUCUCAUUUCAUCAGAUUUCGUUGCUGAUCUUAUCGAGGAUUUCAUUAGGACUGAUCCUUCAUUCAAAGUUCAGUCCAUCCUUACUUUUGUGAAGAACCAAUAUCAAUUUUCAAUAACAUAUAAGAGAGCUUGGUUAGCAAAACAAAAGGCAAUCAGCAAUAUUUUUGGUGAUUGGGAGAAGUCGUAUCAAGAGUUACCGAGGUACUUGCAAGCCUUGAAAGAGUCCAAUCGAGGCACUGUCGUUUACUGGAGUACGAUCCCAACACAAGAUCCUACUACGCACAUCUUUAGGAGGGUCUUCUGGGCCUUUAAACCCUCCAUUUCCGGAUUCCGUCAUUGUCGGCCUCUUAUCACUAUAGAUGGUACUCACUUGUACGGGAAAUACAAAGGCAAAUUAUUGAUUGCUAUGGGAACAGAUGCUAAUUUCCAGCUAUUCCCACUUGCCUUUGCUGUUGUGGAGGAAGAAAGCACGGAGGACUGGUCUUGGUUUUUAGCUUGCAUUAGACGUUCCGUCACAGAUAGAAAGGAUCUGUGUGUCAUCUCUGAUCGUCAUAGGGGUAUCCUUGCAGCUAUGAAUGAGCCUGGUAGUGGUUGGGAGGAACCAUAUGCACAUCACCGCUUUUGUGUGCGUCAUCUUGCUUCGAACUUGAAUUCGAAGUAUAAGAAUGCUGCCAUCAAGAACCUAUUCGGAAAAGCUGCAUAUGCUAGGCAGAAAAGGAAGUUUUUGUACUAUAUGGAUCGAAUUGGCUCCAUUAAUGUCGAGGCAGCUAGAUAUCUGUUGGACAUUCCCCUUCAUCUAUGGUCUCUACAUCAUGAUGGUGGGUGUAGAUAUGGUGUGCAAACCACCAACAUGUCUGAAGUGUUUAAUGGUGUCCUAAAAGGAGCAAGAUGUCUACCGAUCACUGCUUUGGUAAGAAUGACAUUUUAUCGUGUCAAUUCUUAUUUUGCUACAAGGAGAGAAUUAGGUAGAAAAAGACUUGAGGAAGGCCAUGAUUAUAGCCCGAAGGCGACUAACAUCAUUGAAAAGAACAUGGAGAAGGCAGGUGCUCAUGAGGUGAUUGUGUUUGAUUAUGAGCGAGGGCUAUUUGAGGUCACUACUGGUCGUGGAGACCGUAUUGCGGGGAAAGGUGGAAAGAAACACACGGUUAACUUAAUGCAGAAGACAUGUACAUGUGAGAAAGUCAAAAUAUAUAAGUUGCCGUGUUCUCAUGUCCUUGCGGUAUGUCGUCACCGGAGCUUGUCAUAUAGUGGUUUUGUGGACGCUUCAUUUCUGACUAGCUCGUAUCGAUCUACUUAUAUGUCCUUUUUCAAGCCUGUGCCUGAUAUGCAUAAUUGUUCUCCAUAUGAUGGUCCGAGAAUUAUAGCUGAUGAGAGGCUAAAACGUGGAGCUGGACGUCCACGGUCCACUCGAAUACAAAAUGAAAUGGAUGCAGCUGAUAGGUCUGGCAAAUAUAGAUGUAGCAUUUGUAAGGUUUCAGGACACAAUAAGCAAAGAUGUCCUAAUAAGAACGGUGAAGGAACAUCUGGGUCUGAUGGCGCAGUCCAUCUUUCCCGGCCCCACUGAUCGCAGCGUUCUCACCCUCCAGGACCAGCAUCGGAGUGAGGAUGUCUGGAGGGGAGUAGCGGACACGGUACUAUCGUGUCGGUUGCAUCAUCACAGUCUCUAUCUUGACUGGGAGA
Messenger RNA from Beta vulgaris subsp. vulgaris (sugar beet), 3107 nucleotides. RefSeq lists its product as uncharacterized. The record is from RefSeq and is a predicted model, not a curated record. Bases 427 to 2991 code for a protein of 854 amino acids. Gene Ontology annotation, molecular function: zinc ion binding. Lineage: Eukaryota; Viridiplantae; Streptophyta; Magnoliopsida; Caryophyllales; Amaranthaceae. The transcript is spliced from 2 exons.